Messenger RNA from Candidozyma duobushaemuli, 1710 nucleotides. It is a transcript of the gene THI20, whose product is annotated as trifunctional hydroxymethylpyrimidine kinase/phosphomethylpyrimidine kinase/thiaminase. The transcript has a single exon. Gene Ontology annotation, biological process: thiamine biosynthetic process. Gene Ontology annotation, cellular component: cytosol. The record is from RefSeq and is a predicted model, not a curated record. Lineage: Eukaryota; Fungi; Ascomycota; Pichiomycetes; Serinales; Metschnikowiaceae. Gene Ontology annotation, molecular function: phosphomethylpyrimidine kinase activity; hydroxymethylpyrimidine kinase activity. The coding region runs from base 1 to 1710 and encodes 569 amino acids.
AUGCCUUCUACGAGUUAUGUUGAUCUUGUGAGUCCCCAGGUGAACUCCAAAUCACUUCCUGCGGUUCUCACUAUCGCAGGUCUGGACUCCUCGGGUGGUGCCGGUAUCGAAGCAGACAUCAAAACCAUCAAUGCCCACGGUGUCUACGGACUUACUUGUAUCGCAGCAUUGACUGCUCAAAACACCUCUGGUGUUGAGGCGGUGGAGCAGACGUCAAUUGAGCAUUUGCGGAAGAUCCUCAAGAAGAACUUUGAAGAUUUCGUCGAGGGUUACCCUGGAGAUCAUCCAUUGAAGGUUGUCAAGACCGGAAUGCUUACAGAGGCGGCUGCAACUGUUCUUUCGGAGAAUGUGGACUACUUGAAUAAGAAUGACGUCAAGAUCGUCAUGGACCCUGUGAUGGUCAGUACUUCGGGAGUCACCUUGACUGACAACAAGACUGUGCAGUUAUGCUUCGACAAGAUCUUUCCUUCGACCUACUUGUGUACCCCAAAUUAUGUCGAAACGGUGCAAUUGUACCAGGAAAGAAAGGGCAAGGCUCCUGAACUCAAGACCCUCGCUGACCUCGAAAAGAUCAUUGUGGAGUUGCAGCAGAUUCUUCAGUGUCAGAACGUCUUGAUUAAAGGAGGUCAUAUUCCCUGGACCAAGGAUGGUCAAUUGUCUGAAGACAGAGCAGGUGAUGAUUUGGUGGUUGCGGACGUGCUCUACGAAUCGCAAGCUGACAAUAUCACCAUUUUCAGGUCACCCUACAUCGUGCUGAACAACACCCAUGGCACCGGCUGUACUUUGGCGAGUUCAUUAUCUUCCAACAUCGCCAAAGGACUCACUCUCCUGCAAGCCGUGCCCCUUUCCGUAAACUAUAUCCACUCUGGCAUGCUCAGUUUGUCGCUGAAGCUUGGACAUGGCCACGGACCUUUGGACCAUACUAAUAUCGCCAUAAGCAGUGUUCAAUCAGUCAUCAAAGGUUCUGAGACCAUUGCAAAGGACUUGAAGGAUAACCAUGGCGGCGCCCUUGGCUAUUUCAAGAACCACAAUGUUGUGAAGGACAACUGGAAGAGGUACACUGAGCAUCCGUUUGUGGAGCUUGUGGCCACCAACAAACUUCCUUUUGAUAAAUUCCUUUUCUACUUGAAACAGGACUUUUACUACUUGGUCAACUACGCUCAGAUCCAUGGUCUAGCUGCGCUGGUGGCUCCCACAUACGAGCAAAUCCAUGCCCAGGCCGAAGUCAUUGACAAUAUCAUGAAGGAAAUCGAAAGACACAAGGAGAAAUUGUUGAAGAAGUACAAUAUUGAUUUCGACAAUGCCGACUUGGAUUUGGAACUUCAACCUGCCAAGCCUUGCAUCGAAUACUGUGACUACCUUUUGAAAGCUGGCAAGACCCAGGAUUUCUUGGGUAUCAAGGUUGCGUUGGCUCCUUGUCUCCAUGGCUACGCUGAGGCAAGCGAGUUUGGUAAAGGCAUCCGUUUGAAGCAUGACGGGUCGCUUGGAGUUUUGUCUUCAGAGGAUGAGUCUGAGGUGUACGGUUCGUGGCUAGACGAUUACUCCUCGGACUGGUACACAGAGGCUCAUGAGCUCGGUAAGAAGGUUUUAGAUGACACCAUUGCUGGUACAAGUGUUUCUGAGCAACGGUUGGAUGAGUUGGUGAAAAUCUUCAACGACGUGACGUUGUUGGAAAUCAGCUUCUGGGACGAGAUCGUAAACUCUUUAUAG